AUCCUGCUCCCCAGCCAAAAAAACAAUUGGACUUCUGCCGAGCAAAUGCCGGCAGGUCAGCUGCAUUUCACAUAGAUAAACCCUGCAGCCUAAAGGACUUUGAUUGGCGCCCAUCCGUGCAGCCUAAACUCGGACACUGACGGUUACCUUGGAGCCUGUUCGUAAUGACUGCAAGUUGAAGUCACGCCACAGCUCUCUUUCCCAAACUGCUCAAAGCCGUGGACUGAAGGAAGAUGGAGUGCCUCCCUGCCAGACUCAUCUUGAUCGUGGCCAUUUCCAACACACUUGAAGUGGGAUGCGUUGCUGGGUCUGACCGCCAUGAACUUGCACCAUCUAGUCCAUCUCUGGGAGACCUGGCCCUCACCAUGGGCAGCCAUCAGUCCCAGGAGAAGGAGCCUGCCAUCCGUUCCCGUCCUCCGUCUUCCCAGUUUGUGCCUUCUAUGAGAAUUCAGGACAGUAGGGAGCUGAACAGAAGCUGCUGUCACAACGGCGGCACCUGCAUGCUGGGGCUCUUUUGUUUCUGCCCGCCCUCCUUCUCUGGCCGCAACUGUGAGCACGACCUACGGAUCCGGCGGAGCUGUGGGUCUGUGCCCCACGAUACCUGGCUGCCCAAGAGGUGUUCCAUUUGCAAAUGCUGGCAAGGCGAGAUGCAUUGUGUGUCCCAGGCCUUUCUGCCGGGCUGCGAGAAGCAGGGAGGCCACGUGACAAAUGAGCACCUCCUGGCUUCCAGGACUCCAGGAUCUUCAGCACAUGCUGGUUCCACUUUAAUGCUCGCUGGCACCUGCCUUGCUGUACAGUUUCUACUGACCUACAUUGACCUUUUUUAGAAAUACAACUUUAGAUGUCAUACGGAGUGUGAUACCCUUUAAAAGCUGGCUCUGUGUGGUUUAUGGGAAACCAAAAGGGUUUUGAGGGGAGCUGAUCAAAGUUAAGACAAUAAAAAUCUGCAGAAAGACUAGUUAGUCCAGCACCUACUGUGAAAUGAAACUGUGUUUAUCUGUUAUCCAUGCACUGAUUUCCCCAUAGCAUGAUGCUAUUAUUAUUUAUCGAAAUUAAUCUAUUAUAAUCAUUCAUAGGAGUCAGAUUAUUGCUGUCAUUGUGAUAUUAACAUCAGAGAUCUUAUUAAGCUUUACAACAAUGCCUCUGGUGCUGAGGGGGGCUUUUCAGAUACCCCUAGGA
Molecule: messenger RNA, 1179 nt
Organism: Ochotona princeps (American pika)
Lineage: Eukaryota; Metazoa; Chordata; Mammalia; Lagomorpha; Ochotonidae
Gene: CRIPTO
Product: cripto, EGF-CFC family member
Exons: 7
Coding region: 234-827 (197 amino acids)
Source: RefSeq, a predicted model, not a curated record